Messenger RNA from Penicillium roqueforti, 690 nucleotides. RefSeq lists its product as uncharacterized. Gene Ontology annotation, cellular component: cytoplasm. The record is from RefSeq and is a predicted model, not a curated record. Lineage: Eukaryota; Fungi; Ascomycota; Eurotiomycetes; Eurotiales; Aspergillaceae. The coding region runs from base 1 to 690 and encodes 229 amino acids. The transcript has 2 exons. Gene Ontology annotation, biological process: import into nucleus.
AUGGCGACGGCAGCGGUAUUCGGCUGCACAGGAGCUGUAGGGUCUCAAAUUCUGGCUACCCUUCUCUCAUCGGACGCAUUUUCCAAAGUGAAGACCAUCUCCAGAAGACUCCCGAAUGCGCAGGCCGAUAAGCUCGAAGCACUCGAGGAAAACGAUACCUCAAAAUGGGGAGACAUGAUCUCGUCUCUGUCCCCCAAGCCAUCAGUGGUCUUUAACGCGGUCGGAACUACCAAAGCAACAGCAGGCAGCAUCCAGAACCAGUGGAAGAUCGACCAUGAUUUAUGCGUGGAGAACGCUCGAGCAGCUAAGGAGGCGGGCGUGAAGACGUACGUUUUCAUUUCCAGCGGAGGCACGAGAAGCCUUCUCUGGGGCUGGGUCCCAUACUCGAAAAUGAAGGUUGGCGUCGAGGAUGCCAUCAUGGAGUUUAACUUUGAGAAUGCUAUCGUUCUGAGACCCGGGAUGAUUAUUGGGAGGGAGAAGUCGAAGUCUUUUCUUCUAGAGAAGUUUGUGGAAGGCCUUCAGAAGCUUGGCCAGGGUAUCCAGGACAAAGUUGGUCAAGAUCAAACUACUAUUGGUAGAGCAGCUGUAGCAGCUGCUCGUUUGGUUGAAGAGGGCAAAGCCCCGUCGAGCUAUUGGACUCUGGAACAGGCUGAUAUUGUUAGGCUCGGCAGAGAUGAGUGGAAGGAGUAA